Molecule: messenger RNA, 1107 nt
Organism: Lachancea mirantina
Lineage: Eukaryota; Fungi; Ascomycota; Saccharomycetes; Saccharomycetales; Saccharomycetaceae
Source: the annotation of a GenBank genome assembly
AUGUCUACCACUGUUGAAAAGAUCAAGGCCAUCGAAGAUGAGAUGGCCCGUACCCAAAAAAACAAAGCCACAUCUUUCCAUUUGGGACAGCUGAAGGCUAAGCUGGCCAAAUUGAGGCGAGAACUUGUCACAUCUGCUUCGCAGGGCUCUGGUGGUGGUGGUGUUGGUUUUGACGUCGCAAGAACCGGUGUAGCGUCUGUGGGAUUUGUAGGAUUCCCGUCAGUAGGAAAAUCAACAUUACUGUCUAAACUGACCGGUACAGAGUCUGAAGCAGCAGAUUAUGAGUUUACCACGCUGGUAACCGUGCCAGGUGUGAUUCGUUAUAAGGGUGCCAAGAUCCAAAUGCUGGAUUUGCCCGGUAUCAUUGACGGUGCCAAAGACGGUAGAGGCAGAGGUAAACAGGUGAUUGCGGUGGCGCGGACUUGUAAUCUUUUGUUCAUUGUUCUCGAUGUGAACAAACCUUUGCAGCACAAGCAAAUCAUAGAAAAAGAGCUCGAAGGUGUCGGGAUACGUUUGAACAAAGUACCGCCGGACAUUCUAAUAAAAAAGAAAGAGAAAGGUGGUAUUUCGAUCACAAACACCGUGCCUUUAACGCAUUUGAGCUCAGACGAAAUCAGGGCUGUGAUGAGUGAAUACAGAAUUAACAGCGCCGAACUCGCGUUCCGAUGUGACGCUACCGUUGACGAGCUCAUUGAUGUACUAGAAGCUCCUUCUAGAAGAUACAUGCCUGCCAUUUACGUUUUGAACAAAGUGGAUGCCCUUUCACUGGAGGAGCUUGAUCUCUUGUACCGCAUUCCCAACGCCGUUCCAAUUGCCUCCGGCAGAGAAUGGAACCUCGACGAAUUGCUGGACGUUAUGUGGGAUCGUUUAAAUCUAGUUCGUGUCUACACCAAACCAAAGGGUACUAUGCCCGAUUUUUCGGACCCUGUGGUGUUGAGAUCCGAUCGCUGCACAAUCAAAGACUUCUGUAAUCAAAUUCACAAAUCGUUGGUCGAUGAGUUUCGGAAUGCCAUGGUUUACGGCAGUAGCGUCAAGCACCAGCCCCAAUACGUGGGUCUGAGCCACGUUCUGGAGGACGAAGACGUGGUCACAAUUCUAAAGAAGUGA